AUGGCGGAAAACACCAACAACAGCAACGUGCAGUCUACGACACCCGCGCAAAGUCAAGAUUUCGUUUCACCAAGCGCUCUCGAGAGGCGAAUUUCGCAACCUCAGAUAGACAGCGGCUUCUUGCUGGUUGAGCUAACGACUGCCCGUGAGGCUGCCCGUGAGACUUCGAAUAGACUGAAUACGAAGGAGGCGGAGGUAUCGAGAUUGAAAACAGAGAUUGUGUCGCUGAAGGAAUCAACUGUGUCGCUGAAGGAAUCAAUUGUGUCGCUGAGGGAAUCACGGUUCACCUUUCAACCCCUGUUUUUCUCAAUCAUUAUAGCGCUCCUCACCGGCGUUUUGGUCGGCGGGCUUGGUUUCCGUCUCCCUGGAGCCCAGGCACAAACAAUUCUCCAUCCGCGUUCGGCUGAGAGGCGGCUCUCUAACCUGACUGACGCACAAACGGUUGUCCACGAUGGCAACUUCACGCCAGAUCACGUUCUCAGGGUAAACAUUGCCCGAUUGCCGUCGGCGUGCGAGAGCCGAGAAGACAUUGUCGUCAAUGGCACCUCUCCGGGGCCCGCAAUCCACGUGCUUCCUGGAUCCAGGACCUGGAUUCGGGUCUACAAUGAUAUGGUGGACCGGAAUCUCACCAUGCACUGGCAUGGAAUCUCUCAGCGGAUGGCACCUUUCGCAGAUGGAUCGCCGGCGGUAUCACAAUGGCCAAUCCCACCGGGACAUUUCUUCGACUACGAACUCUCCACGGAGCUUGAAGACGCCGGCACGUACUUCUACCACUCCCAUGUCGGCAUGCAGGCUCUGAGCUGUACUGGCCCGCUGAUUGUGGAUGACUGUGGAUCGUCACCGAUUGAAUACGAUGACGAGCGCAUCCUCUUGUUCCAGGAUUACUUCCGGCAGAGUGACGAUGAGAUGAUCCAAGGCCUGCUCUCACCAACGUUCGCGUGGACUGGAGAGACGCGCGCCGUCUUGCUCAAUGGCUGGGGCGUUGGUAUCGACCACACGGCCAUCGAGGGACCCCCUGGUGGUACCACCGGCCAUUUCGGAAGCCUUCGGUGGGACUCCUUGAGCAAAUCCGAUGACAGAGUGAAAGGCGAUAACCAGGUUGAGCCUGCAGUUCGCUGCAAUCUUCCAGUUAUCGACGUCAAGCCGGACAAGACAUAUCGGUUCCGUUUCAUCGGCGCCACCGGCUUGUCGUACCUGGCAAUGGGCUUCGAGGACCACGACGACCUGACAAUUGUUCAAGUCGAUGGCAGCGAGUACAACGUCCCGGUCUCUGUUGAUUAUCUUCAGCUGGGCGGAGGCCAGCGGUUUGACGUUUUGGUCAAGACGAAGACCGCGGACGAGCUCGUCAAAAACGGCAACAAGACCACGUACUACCUUCAGUACGAGACCCGAGACCGGCCGGAAGUGUACCGCGGCUACGCCGUAUUGCGCUACGACAUAAACAGCACCAUUCCACCCGCCCCGCCUAACCCGGUUGUGAACCUCCCUGCCGACGCGACGGACUGGAUGGAGUACACCUUUGAGCCCCUCUAUCCGGAGCAGAACCAAGCUCCCUCGGCAGACGAGGUCACCCGUCGGAUCAUUCUCGAGGUUGAGCAAAAGGAGAUGGCCCACAUGUCCUCGGUCGAAUCCGAGAGCGCGAAGCCUGUCCUUGUCGACAUUUACCAGCGCGGUCAGGCGGCAAUCCCCAACUACGAGGCUGCUCUCGCCAACUAUGGCUGGGACCCAGCAACACGGCUCUUCCCCGCCAAGAUGAAUGAAGUGCUGGAGAUCGUAAUUCAGAACACAGGUUCAUAUUACCCACCGGUCGCUGGUAUCGUGGAAUCACACCCCUUCCAUGCCCACGGACAGCACUAUUACGACAUCGGGGCCGGCCCGGGCAGGUAUGACCCCGAUGUGCACAACGCGAAACUCGCGGGACUGGGGUACAAGCCUGUUAAGCGGGACACCACAAUGCUUUUCCGAUACCAAGGUCAGGUGGCUGCCGGCGAGCCGGCCGGGUGGCGCGUCUGGCGAAUUCGGAUGGCACAUCCUGGCGUGUGGUUGAUACAUUGCCAUAUUCUCCAGCACAUGAUCAUGGGUAUGCAAACUACUUGGGUCGUUGGUGACGCGGACCAGAUUGCCACGAUCCCAUUGCCUCUGACGCAGGGGUACUUCACUUACGGCGGCAGCGUAUACGGCAAUGAAACGUUUGCCCCGAGCGUGUACCAUUAUUUCGAUGGUACGAGCCAGUGCGGCGCAGCUGAGGAUGUUGCGACUUAAACAUCAGAUGUCAAAGUCAGCGAAAGUUCAUUGGGGGUCCGGAGUUUGUUUCUCUGUUCAGGGAUGGUUACGGUAGUUUAUCAGCGUCUUGAUAUUUUUGUUACGGCGGUAUUUGUAGUGUACU
Molecule: messenger RNA, 2386 nt
Organism: Chaetomium strumarium
Lineage: Eukaryota; Fungi; Ascomycota; Sordariomycetes; Sordariales; Chaetomiaceae
Product: multicopper oxidase-domain-containing protein
Exons: 5
Coding region: 1-2262 (753 amino acids)
Molecular function (GO): oxidoreductase activity; copper ion binding
Source: RefSeq, a predicted model, not a curated record